This is a messenger RNA of Grammomys surdaster, 1335 nucleotides long. RefSeq names its product spermatogenesis associated 48 (gene Spmip7). Bases 1 to 1335 code for a protein of 444 amino acids. The transcript is spliced from 9 exons. The record is from RefSeq and is a predicted model, not a curated record. NCBI's taxonomy places the organism in Eukaryota, Metazoa, Chordata, Mammalia, Rodentia, Muridae.
AUGAGACAAUACAUGGAUAUGGAGGUUAAGAACAUGCCUGGAAAGAUUAGUAUCCCUAAAAGUUUUGCCUUCUCAGAAGGAAAGGCUAUUGAGCAUCCAGAUUACCCACACUACAGUAGCGUCUUACAGAAAAUGAACAUGCCCUUUGUAAAAGGACUUGAAGACAGACAUAACUGUGACAGAUUUGAAAAGAAAUGCAACCCUCCGUUUUUAAAAUUUCAUCCUUAUCCUCCUUCAAUCCUGCCAGACUAUCAUUUUCACUACCCUUACCCCCCACCAUUCGGGAAGGCAUAUCCAUUAUUCCCACUGCGUGACGAUGUGCCCUUGGGUGACCCCUGCUCAGGAUUUAUGAGUCCUGGUGGUGAUGCUGAUUUAAAGCCUGGUGUUGGCAGAGCCAUACCAAACCUGGUGAGUUUCUAUGAUGUGAAACCUCAAAAUCGAGUUCCUAGGCCAGACAAAGGAUUUCAAACAACAAUAAAAAGGCAAACAAUACUUUCAGAAGAACUAAAACAGGACAGAAGAUGGAAUUCCAGGAAAGUACAAGACAUUUCCAUCAAAGCAAAACUUGGAGGUUGGACAAGCAAACAGAAAGUUACUCCUGUACCAGUUCAUGAACACGAAGUGGGCACAUUAAGUCGCUUAUAUACCUUUGACGAGGAGGCAACAAGUACAGAUGAUAGUGAACCACUUGUCCAGCUAGACAAGAACUAUAACAUAAAGGAUUCAUUCUACAAAUCCUCAACACAGAAAGCUUAUGAAGAUGUUCCUUGGGACAAGAUACUACCACCAAAACUUGAUCCAGAAGAAACAACGGUGGAAAAAGCUUCUGACCGCAUCUCACAGUGUUUUUCACUGAAAAGAUAUGAAAGACUACCAGCCAUAACCCAGAUGGUCGGAGGACUCUGGGACAGAUUUCAGACGAGAUUGUUCUCAGCACCAGCCAAACCAAUCAAUUUUGUGAGUCCAAGUACUAGGAGUAAAUACAUUCCUCUAUAUACUGGUCAUGUGCAGAGCACAAACGCUGACGAUGUGGACAACCCCUAUGGAGAUAUCAAGUCUGUGGCCCAUCCUCGGCACUCUAAACUGCUCUAUACGAACACAAGCCGGUCUGCGAAUAUCCCAGGAUACACUGGCAAGGUUCAUUUCACAGCCACCCACCCAACAAAUUCUAAUAUUCCAUCAACAAUGCCAGCAGAUUCAGAGAUGAACCGCCUCUUACUACAAGAAAUGAGAGUUGACCACUUCCGUCACCAGGGCCCAUUGUCCCAAAUGGUGACAACUGUGAAGCCCUACAACCCUUUCAACAAGAAGGAAAAAGAAACCAUUGAGUACUGA